ACUUAAAUGGGCUGGAGCAGACGAAGGGGCCCUGUGUGUUCCUGCUCGGCGCUGCCAUGUCUACCCCUGCAAAGCGGCACUGCCGCAGCCCUGUCAGCUCCCUCAACUCCAGCUUCCAGAAACGCCUUAAGAAAAUUUCCAUCGAGGGGAACAUCGCUGCAGGAAAGUCAACAUUUGUCAGGCUACUAGAGAAACACAGUGAUGAGUGGGAAGUCAUCCCUGAGCCCAUCGCCAAGUGGUGCAACAUCCAGACAGCUGAAGAUGAUGAGCAUGAGGAACUUUCAACAUCUCAGAAGAGUGGAGGAAAUCUACUCCAAAUGCUGUAUUCUAAACCCACAAGAUGGGCUUACACAUUCCAGACUUAUGCUUGUAUGAGCCGUGUAAGAGCACAAUUAAAACCUGUCUCAGCUAAGCUACAUGAAGCAGAACAUCCAGUUCAAUUUUUUGAGAGAUCUGUAUACAGUGACAGAUAUGUAUUUGCUUCUAACCUGUUCGAGUCUGGAAAUAUUAAUGAAACAGAGUGGGCUGUUUAUCAGGACUGGCACACAUGGCUUCUGAACCAGUUUGAAUCAGACAUAGAACUGGAUGGCAUGAUCUACCUAAGAACCACACCUGAGAAAUGCAUGGAAAGGCUACAGGCAAGGGGCAGACAAGAAGAGCAAGGAAUUGAGCUUGAGUAUUUGGAAAACCUCCACUAUAAACAUGAAGCCUGGCUUCAUGAAAGGACUAUGAGAGUUGAUUUUGAGAACCUUAAAGAGAUUCCCAUUCUGGUUUUGGAUGUUACUGAAGAUUUCAAGAAUGACAAGAUUAAACAGGAGUACCUGAUUGGUAAGGUAAAGUCUUUCCUGACUUCUUAAGAAUAUGAAAGCUCAACGAUCAGUGUGUUCUCAAACAACUUGCUUUUUAACUGCCUAUAUAAAAAUACUCACAAGCAUAAAGUGCAUAAUACGGACUUCGGAUAUUUUUAUUUUUGCUUGCCAGUCCAGUGUACUUAAUUUUCUGUAUUGUUGAAACAAACCAAUAGGAGGUGCUUUGAAAAUGUUAUCUAUGUAUAUACUUCGUUUAAUAAAGAUUUUUGAAUAAUAUUAAUAACUGGCUUUAUCGAAGGAGGAGCUAAGCGGUUAUCAAGGGCUGACAACCCAGUCAGUAGCGAUAGCAGGCGCUAAGGCAGGGUUGUUUUGCAAUAACUGGCAUAGUUCACCAUUUUAAGACGAGAGUGUUAUGGCGUCCAGAAACCUUUACUUUCAACUUCUGCUUUAUUGAAUAGCUCUUUUCACAGGAUUUACGCUAGCGUAAGCUAGACGUAACUGUAGUCGCAAAUGUUAGACCUGCAAUAAACUGUAAUUUAUGUAUAUCUUAUUUACUGCCUCCCCCCACCACCUCGACCGUCCCCGCUCGGAUAACGGCAGGGAGCGAGCCGCCAGCGCUCGCACCGCACGCUGCGGCAGGACACUACCACAACCGC
Molecule: messenger RNA, 1465 nt
Organism: Indicator indicator
Lineage: Eukaryota; Metazoa; Chordata; Aves; Piciformes; Indicatoridae
Product: deoxycytidine kinase 2
Exons: 7
Coding region: 57-857 (266 amino acids)
Biological process (GO): nucleobase-containing compound metabolic process
Cellular component (GO): cytoplasm; mitochondrion
Molecular function (GO): ATP binding; deoxyguanosine kinase activity
Source: RefSeq, a predicted model, not a curated record